UUAGAAAUAUGGAGGAAGAAGGCUCACCUUGAAAAGAAGAUGAAAUCUCUGCAAUGAUUAAGGAUAGAUCCAUGAUCUACCUUGACAUUGUCAAGAAUUAUCCCUGCUCUUUUGGGAAAGUAACAAGUAAGAAGGAGAGGCAGACCAAGAACUUGUGCUCUCAGAAUCUGACAUAUGGAGAAAUAGUCUACUCAUCAAUUGCAGAAGUAUUUGAGUUCAUCAAAGAGGAAUACGGCAGUUUUAUGAAACCAGGAGGCACUUUUAUUGACCUCGGCUCUGGUAUUGGCAAGGGCGUCAUCACUGGAGCUCUCCUGCAUGAAUUUGAAGAAUGCCUUGGUGUCGAAAUUUUAGAUGAUUUGUAUCAGAAAUAGCACUGAAUUGAGAGAGGUCUUCUAUGACUAUAUGAGCAAGUUGCUUAAAUAAGAAGUCAAAUCCCUUUGAUUACUCUGUGAUCCCAGAAAUCAAACUAUAUCAUGCAGAUAUCAUAGAAUUUGAUUGGGCUCAUGCAGAUUUUGUGCUGAUUAAUUCCACUUGCUUCGAUUUAGAUCUCAUGGCUAAAAUUUAUGAGAAAGCGAAAGCAUUGAAAGAAGGGUCAUACAUCCUGACUCUAACAAAAAAGUUACCUGCUAAUGAUGAAUUUGAGAUGAUAUUCCAGGCUAAGAAGCCGAUGUCAUGGGCUGAUGCUACAGUGAAUUUAUAUAAAAAGGUUAAAUAGAACAUUGUGAUUGGACCACUUGGAUUACAU
Messenger RNA from Moneuplotes crassus, 745 nucleotides. The record is from the annotation of a GenBank genome assembly. Lineage: Eukaryota; Ciliophora; Spirotrichea; Euplotida; Euplotidae.